CAGUUGCAUUAUGCAAGUUUUUGUGCACUUGUGUAAUAUUUUAUCCUCAUAAAUUCUCUCUCUCUCUCUCUCUCAUUCGCAACGUACCAAAAAAUCUCAUGCAAUUUGGCAUAGAAAUUGUUAGACUAACUGAUCAAGUUGCCCUUUAAAAAGAAAUGAGAGAGUUCCUUGUAAUGAGAGAGCCUCAAGUUCAUGGUUGGUAGAAUGGUCAUGGAAACUGUUGGGCUCCAACAAGACCUAUUUGGUUAUGGCUACAGAGAUAUCUGUACUUCUCUUGGAGGAGCUGGAGAAGAAGAAGAAGUUUCUUUUAAUGAAACUAUGUCUGGUUUCAAUUCAAAUCACUGGGAUUCUUCACCUUUUUCAAUGGGUCCAAAUAGUGUGAUAGACUGGGAUACAAAUUCUUCUUCUCAAGAAAACUGCGCUCGUGAUGAUGGAUUUCUCGCCGGAGGAUUUUCUCCGGCGGGAACUGUUGGCCGCCGGAAGAGACAACGUAACAGAAGUGUUAAGAACCAGAAAGAAGUUGAGCAUCAGAGAAUGACACACAUUACUGUGGAACGCAAUCGGAGAAAGCAAAUGAAUGACUAUCUUGCUGUGCUUCGAUCCAUGAUGCCUCCAUCUUACGUUCAAAGGGGAGACCAGGCAUCAAUCGUGGGUGGAGCCAUUAACUUCGUAAAGGAGCUAGAGCAACUUCUUCAAUCCCUUGAAGCCCACAAGAGACUCAAGAAAGAUCCAUCAGACACUGAUGAUUUUUCUCGUGUCUUCUCAGAUUUUUUCACCUUCCCUCAGUAUUCAACUCAUUCAACAACAACAGCAGAAGAUCAUGAACAGUCAUCAAUGGCAGCCAAGAGGCAAUCAAUCUCUGCAGAAGUUGAAGUGACAAUGAUAGAAAGCCAUGCUAACCUCAAAAUACUAACAAGAAGACACCCAAAACAGCUAUUGAAGAUGGUGGUCGGGCUGUACUCUCUUUGCCUUAGUAUUCUUCAUCUAAAUAUUACAAGUGUUGAUCAAAUGGUCCUCUAUUCUUUCAGUGUUAAGGUUGAAGAAGAGUGUCAACUGGCUUCUGUCAAUGACAUUGCAGCUGCUGUGUAUGAGUUGGUGGUUAGGAUGCAAGAGGAAGCUAUUUCUAAUUACUCAUACGAUCGUUAAUUUUUUCUUUUCUUCCAAGUGUUUUCUAUUUGCAUAUCCUUGUCCAAAUGAAUUGGUGCAAUUUAGCUUUAAUCUUGUCUCUUCU
Molecule: messenger RNA, 1231 nt
Organism: Manihot esculenta (cassava)
Lineage: Eukaryota; Viridiplantae; Streptophyta; Magnoliopsida; Malpighiales; Euphorbiaceae
Product: transcription factor bHLH94
Exons: 3
Coding region: 193-1146 (317 amino acids)
Biological process (GO): regulation of transcription by RNA polymerase II
Molecular function (GO): RNA polymerase II cis-regulatory region sequence-specific DNA binding; protein dimerization activity; DNA-binding transcription factor activity, RNA polymerase II-specific
Source: RefSeq, a predicted model, not a curated record